Oryza sativa Japonica Group (Japanese rice) is the source of this 2532-nucleotide messenger RNA. The record is from RefSeq and is a predicted model, not a curated record. NCBI's taxonomy places the organism in Eukaryota, Viridiplantae, Streptophyta, Magnoliopsida, Poales, Poaceae.
UCUUCCUACGAUGGAUUCGUCGUCCCCACCGAGAGACCAGAUCAACCUCUGCUCCUCUCUCGUUCGUUCCACGAAUCUGCUCUUCGCUCGCCGCGGGUUUCCCUGGGGUCAUUCCCUGUUGCUGUUAUUGUUUCGGAUUUUGGAGCGCUAGUUUUUUUUUUUUUGUUUAGGAUGGAAUAUUGUUUCAUGGAGGAGGAGGAGAAAUCAGGGGAGCGGCGGUUACGGGUCACGGGAUUGGGUUGUUCGACUCGAGGUUACGGGUUGCUACUGCGGGAUUGGGUUGUUCGAGUGGAGGUGUGGGGUCUCGCUUCGAUUCGCUUCUCCGUCCAUUUGAUCGGGGGAGAGAAAAAUUUUUCAAAAUCGGUCGAAUCACGAGUCCCUGUCUCCAAUUGCGGUGUUACGGGGUGAUGAUAGGGAUCGAUUUUUGGUCGUUUCCUCCUUGGGUUCUUCCUAACACUACAGAUUCGAUUGGUCUGGAGUAGGUUUCAACUUUCGUCAGCCACAAACUGUUUGUCCGCGAGCACGGCGUCAUUGAAUUGGCGAAAUAAAUCGAUCAAUCAAUCAAUCAGCGUUGGUCCCUGACCAGUCCGUCCUCGUGUCCAAUGAAAAGCUUCCGAUGGAUGGAUGGAUUGGUUGGAAAAUCUCAUUACGAUAGCUCUGGAGUGCUUCAUUAGUUUCAUUAUAUUGUCCUUUUGGAUUUGUGGACAUACACUCUAAUGUAGGUUAUCGUAAACAUGAAUGAAUGCCGAUUAGCUUGCUCCCUUGGUGGUGUUCCCCUCUUGUGCUUUCGCUGUAACCAGCGAUUGCCGGUUGCCUUCGGUUAGAUGGACAGCCAUAACUCAGCACCUCCCCAGAUUGCUGAAGUGAGAAUGGACAUCUCAUCAUCUACUUCUGUAGCAGCUGGGAACAAAGUUUGCAGAGGUGCUGCUUGUGACUUUUCUGAUUCCAGUAAUAGCUCAAAAGAUGCAAGGGAGAGAAUGGCGUCAAUGAGGAAGCUCAUUAUUGCUGUGAUCCUUUGCAUCAUAUUCAUGGCGGUCGAAGUGGUUGGAGGUAUCAAAGCAAACAGUUUGGCAAUCUUGACUGAUGCAGCCCAUCUCCUUUCGGAUGUUGCGGCCUUUGCCAUAUCUUUGUUCUCUCUUUGGGCAGCUGGAUGGGAAGCUACACCACAGCAGUCAUAUGGGUUUUUCCGUAUAGAAAUUCUUGGUGCCCUGGUUUCUAUUCAGCUCAUAUGGCUCCUUGCUGGUAUUCUUGUCUAUGAAGCUAUUGUAAGGCUCAUUAAUGAAAGUGGUGAGGUCCAGGGCUCCCUCAUGUUUGCUGUCUCAGCAUUUGGCUUAUUUGUUAACAUCAUAAUGGCUGUCUUGCUUGGUCAUGACCAUGGACAUGGACACGGACAUGGUCAUGGGCAUGGACAUUCCCAUGACCAUGAUCAUGGUGGUUCUGACCAUGACCAUCACCACCAUGAAGAUCAAGAGCAUGGCCAUGUACAUCACCACGAAGAUGGCCAUGGUAAUUCAAUUACCGUCAAUCUCCAUCACCAUCCAGGCACUGGACACCACCACCAUGAUGCUGAGGAACCAUUGCUCAAGAGUGAUGCUGGUUGUGACAGCACCCAAUCUGGUGCCAAGGAUGCCAAGAAGGCUCGUCGUAAUAUCAAUGUACACAGUGCUUAUCUGCAUGUGCUUGGGGAUUCAAUCCAGAGCAUCGGUGUGAUGAUUGGAGGGGCUAUCAUCUGGUACAAGCCCGAGUGGAAGAUUAUUGAUCUCAUCUGCACCCUCAUCUUCUCCGUGAUCGUACUCUUCACCACAAUCAAGAUGCUGCGCAACAUCCUUGAGGUCCUGAUGGAGAGCACGCCCCGCGAGAUCGAUGCCACCAGCCUUGAGAAUGGCCUCCGCGACAUGGACGGUGUGGUUGCAGUACAUGAGCUGCACAUCUGGGCCAUAACGGUGGGGAAGGUUCUCCUGGCGUGCCAUGUGACAAUCACUCAGGACGCAGACGCUGAUCAAAUGCUGGACAAGGUGAUUGGGUACAUCAAGUCUGAGUACAACAUCAGCCAUGUGACCAUUCAGAUUGAGCGCGAGUAGGCUUGACCGCUUGAGACAGGUAGGUAGUGUUGAUGAUAGAACGGAUCAUCUUCAUCUCAUCUCAUGGGACCAACUUAUCAGGAACCUGUUUCACUGGUUUUAUGCAGUUACUGUUAGCUCUGCAGUGCAAAUCAGAUCAGCAGAGUCCAACAAUUCCUGCAGGUUCAUCUGAAUGUUAGCUUCUGAUGCUGUUUAUUACUAUAAGUACGUGUUAUUAGUACUAUCUUAGUCAAUUAGGUGAGUUGAUGUUAAUCAGUUUCGUAGUCGGUUGUAUUCACAUGGGUGCAGUUUUCAGACAAGUUUUCAGGCACCUGUGAGUACGUCAACCUGCCUUCUGCGUCUGUAGUCUAGCGCCCAGCCGUACUAGUUUUUAUGUAAAUCUGCACUGGCAUGGGAAAUAAUAACCAAGUUUCGUUUGGCCUUAUAAUGAUCUGCUUCGAGCUUUUUUGUU